Molecule: messenger RNA, 1484 nt
Organism: Centruroides sculpturatus (bark scorpion)
Lineage: Eukaryota; Metazoa; Arthropoda; Arachnida; Scorpiones; Buthidae
Exons: 5
Coding region: 549-1451 (300 amino acids)
Source: RefSeq, a predicted model, not a curated record
UAAAUUCCGAGAAAACUUUAUAACUUUGGUCAGUUGGUUGUUAAUGGAAUAAGGCAGCUCGAGUCUUGGGCGAUCUGUUCAGAGAGGUGUGACUCACGUGGGAAACUGACCCCUAUAUAAGUGUUAUUGUCGACAAGCGAAGAAAUCCAGAAAAUUCAAUGUUGAUGGUUUGCAAAUACACGACCAGGGUUUAGGGAUUUUAUGAACUAGUGGAUCCCAUAAUAAAAGCUGCUAAAUUGUAUACAAUGGGGCGUAACAUAUCUGAAUCAACACAUCCGUGAAAAUUUUCGAGUUAAUUGAAACUCGAACCCGAAUCCUCAAAAUACUAGGAUGACUUUACGAUCCAAUCAUUCGGCUCUGUAAAAUUUUUGAGAUUGUUUUCGAAAAACAAUGGAGUGGAUUGUCAAAAUCAUCAUUGUUACAAAUGUUUUGUUGUUUUUAGAAAAAACUCUAAUCUCGUUUUAUCGCUGUUUUCUUUAGGAAAAUACUGAAAAUUUAAUUUUUCUCUGAAACAAUUUUAAUUCAGUUAACUAACUGUUUAUGCAGCCAUGUAUCUUCGAGGCAUAUCUUUGUUUCUUAUCGUUUUUGCAACAAUUUCAGAAAAUGUUUGUUUUAAAUUUGUUAAGGAAGAUAAUGCACAAGAAGACAUUUCAUCCGAAUCAAAGUCAAAACGUGAAUAUUUCACUGAAAUUUUAAAGAAAUUUCAACAAAAAACUAAAAAUUUAACCGAGAAACAUUUACAAAAUCUAAAAAUUAUGCCUCUAUUAAUUGAAAUUCGAUCGAGAAUGAAGUUAUACACCGAUACAUUUUGGCAAUAUUUUCAAUGCAUACCUCCAUUAAACGAAAUUUGUUCAGGGAUGCAGAUAUACCUGAACACAUUUUGUACACGUUUCUGGACACAUAUUAAGCCUCUAACGAUCGAAACCCUGCAUGGCAUGAAGAUAACAACUUACAGAUUCUUCUGCAUAAUGGAGAAAUUUAGCAAAAUGGGAAAGAAUCUAUUCUAUCCUUACGAGCACGAAGCAGAGGAAACGAUUUUUGAAAAAUUGUGUAAUUUUUGGAUCAUUUCUAUAAUUUUUCAUGUUAUUCUUAUCAUUCUGCUUGUAAGAAAUUAUUUUAAGAGGGAUUCUUCAUUAGUUGAUACGCUAAGAGAAGGUUAUACUGAAGAAAUUAGUUAUGGUCAACGAGAAUCCAUGGAUAAGAACGAACAGAAGGAUGAGCCAGAAGUAGGAGAAUUAACAGUAGACAUAGAUGAUCCAGAAGCAAUAUCAGUGAUUACAGAUGAUGAAUCGAAUGCAGAAGAUUUACAGGAAAACGACAAAAUUGUACAUGACGAUUCGAAACGCGAAGAAAAUGAAAUCAAGUUUAAUCUUUCUUCAAACCUAUCUAAUUUGGACGACUCAUUUAUAUUACUAAAACUUUCUGUUUCAGAAAAUCUAGAAGUACAAUAGUACCUUAAAUUACUAAAAUAUAAUAAAAUUAAA